AUGAUAUUAAUUGAUAUCGAUGAAAAUGUUCAUGUCGAAGAAAUUCUUGAAUUAGCCAAACGAAGAUUCGGUUUGAAAGUGCAUGGUAAUGGCCCGUCGGAAACAUCGGUGGUUCUUGCUUAUAAUGGUUUUGAUUUGAAACCGCAAUGGUGUGUGUCCGAUUUAAGUAUUCCGUCGGGCGCGAUUAUUCAUUGUAUAUACCGAGAAGUGAAGGCACCGGAGCUUUAUGUUUACUGCGGUUUUGAUCAGCACAUAUUGAAAAUUUACGAUUCAUCGAUUACCAUAGAAACGAAAAUCGGUACGAUACGACGGAUUAUUUCGCAAAAGAUUGGUUUACCAUUGAGUACGUUUUGUCUGGAAACGUAUACAGGAACACAACGAUUAUACGAUGAAAUGAAAUUAAUAAAUUAUGAUAUUAAAAUUCAUGAUCAUGUUUACUUGAAAGUAUGGCAAGGAUUUGAUAAGUUUAUUGCGGCGUGUGUCAAGAAUCAUGUAGAACGUGUUUCACCUGACGAGUUAGCACGGCACUAUCAGGCACAAGUGGCACUCUACAUUGCUUCUUUUUACGGGCAUUUAGAAUUGGCUACCUAUGCUCUACGACAAGGUGCAAGAAGUGACCGACCUGUUGGUGAACCGCCAUCGCGUCAAUGGUCGGCUAAUACAGCUGUCGAACUAUUUCCUGAAACACUCCGAUGCCCGAUUCAUAUCGCUGUUGAACGAGGAUAUAUGUUACUCGUUAAUUGUUUUGUUCAAAAUUCGAUCUUAUGCACACAAGCACGAGAUCCAAUCACGGGUAAUCUACCAUACAGAAUGGCAUUAUCUUUUUUAAGCCGAACAAAAGACAAAGAACAAAAGAGUUCUUUUACUUCCAUUUAUUUCUUUUUAUACAAUAAACAAUAUUAUCUACGAAUACCGUUGAAUGCGGAUGGUGAAUAUAUUUCGAAUCUUUUAGCAUCGAAAAAUAACACGAAUGCUGUUCAUCGUCUACCAGCACACCCUGUUUAUACUUCCCUUCCACUCUAUUGUCGAAUUAUCAGUUGGUGCGAACGUGCCAGAGAAAAAACGUGGAAAAGAUUCGGUGGCCAAUUUUCUACUCCUCAAACAAAACGAGUCUAUCCUGAAGCCGGCUUACUUGGCUAUAAAGUCUUAAUUGAUGGCUAUAAUAACACGUUCGAAGUACCACCUGAGCAACUUCAAUUACCUCAUUCACGAAAUGCCUCACAACCUGAUGUUUCUACUGGUUUUAGUGAAGAAGAUCGAGAAAAAAUCCUACGGACAAAAAACUUCAUGCAAAGUUUUCAUUCAGACGAUCGACGAAGAUUCAAACAAAUUAUUGCAUCGCAUCACAUCGGACAAUCAUCAAUAUCUUUACCCUCUGACAUCAUCUUCAAUAAUAGAAAAAAUUCAGUCAUGACUCCACAUCCACCCUCAAAUUUAAAAUCAGCCCGAUCAAUUGUUGAACGCAACCAUUCAACAAUUCCGACCUUAUUACCAUCAUCGUCAAUGAGCAAUCCUUCUCGAAACGAGAGCAAAUCUAAGAAAUCAAUACAUACACCUCAGCCAACAUCCCGCACUAGUUUUCAAGAAGAAAAGGAUAAACACGUCUUGCCCAUGAUUAUGUCUUCAAUGUCAAAUCAAUCACCAACAAUAUCAGCACUAUCAAUUUACUCCGAUACAAUCCACAAUAAGGACGGAUCACAAUCAGUUAUGUCAUCAGCUGAUGCCUAUAUAUAUUCAUCUUCGCGCCUCGCUCAUGACAUCGAAGAGAGAAACGCUGCUAAACGACGAGAAUUAUUUACACAAAUUGAACAAUCGGUUAAGGAAGUCCAACAAAAACAACCACCAAGUCAAAUUCGAGAACUUACCGCAUAUUCAGCCAAUCGUCUGGCGAGCUCAUUGCCGAAUCCGCGUGGUUCGAUGAUCGACAUCGACUCCUGUUUAGCUCUACCUGACCAUCCAGUUAAUUAUGGUACUAGUUCGAUAAAAUCUCGUCACGAUCUCAAUGUUCGUCAAGCAGCUUUUAAACCUUACGAGCGUUAUGCGAGUGCAUCAACGCGUUCGACCGCGAUCAAUUGUAUCCAAGAAGCAAAUCAUUUCAAACGCAAAUCAUGGACGAAACAAGUGAAUAUAAGUAAAGAAAUGGUGAAACAUAAAGUUCAUCGGCGUCUCGCUCGUGCCAAUGGAAUGAAUAGAAAUUCUGCAGUCUAUUCAGUAGAUGAUUCGACGAGAACAAUAUCACCUCGUAAAUCAAAUGCAGUUGAAGUUAAUUGA
This is a messenger RNA of Adineta ricciae, 2271 nucleotides long. Lineage: Eukaryota; Metazoa; Rotifera; Eurotatoria; Adinetida; Adinetidae. The record is from the annotation of a GenBank genome assembly.